Molecule: messenger RNA, 562 nt
Organism: Nylanderia fulva
Lineage: Eukaryota; Metazoa; Arthropoda; Insecta; Hymenoptera; Formicidae
Product: coiled-coil-helix-coiled-coil-helix domain-containing protein 7
Biological process (GO): mitochondrial respiratory chain complex assembly
Cellular component (GO): mitochondrion
Source: RefSeq, a predicted model, not a curated record
CGUCUAAAAUCUAUUUUCAAUCAGAUGAUCGGAAGAGCUGCACUUUCUGCACUUUCUGUACACUUUCUGCAUUUUCUUAGGCAAAAUGAGUAAACAGAAAAGUUUGGACGUCACGGAACAAGUAGAUCCUGUCAAAAAACAUGCAUUGCAACGUAACCAAGCAAUAUACAAUCCUUGUUACAAGGAACACCUUUUAUCCCUAAAAUGUUUGGAUACUAAUCAGGAAAACCGUAAAGCGUGCGAAGUAUACUUUGUUAAUUAUAAAAAUUGUAAAGAAUUUUGGGCUAAAGUGCAGUCUGAACGCAAAUUACAAGGUAUCAGACCAUAUAUGCCACCCUUUGAAGAGCGUGCAAAGAUAAAGGCUGAUUUUCUAAACUCUAGAUAGUGAUAAAUGUAUAUAACCAUUUUACUUUGUAAAAAUAUCUUUUAUUUCGUGAAAUCUUAGGUAUUUUUUCAAUACGUCUUGCAAUAUUUCACUGUAAUAUAUUAUAUAUAUAGUUUUCAACAAAAUGUAAGCCAAUGUAAGCUUUAGUAAGCAUAUUAAAGACAUAAAAACAAUUGA